GUGCACAAAAGAGCAUAAACUCCUCAAACUGAGUUCCUACACUGCAAGUCCGCGCUCUCUGUGUAGCUUCUAGGGACGCUAGUUUUAAAUUCUGUGUGAGCAGACUGUCUGAGACACGGAGAUUGCUGUUAACAGAACGAGUCAACUGCCCGUGCCUGCCUACUGUUGCCUCGGUUUUAAAACAAACGACCCUGCUGGAGGCAAGCUGCUUUUCAUGACAAAGAUGAAUAAAUUUCAGAUCAGUUUAUGCCUUUGCAUCUUGCUGUUCCAGUUUCAAGAAGUUAAGGAAGAUAACUGGAGAUGUGAUAACGAUACCAGAAGACUGAGAAGAAACUGACCCUCAUUAGAAAGAUGAUGGAGACCACAUUUCCCCUACGCCGACAGACCAUAGUGAUGUCCUGCCCACCAGUGAACGACCUCAUGGACCUCUGGCCUGCUCUUAAAAUAGAGUCUGAGUUGUAUGCAGAGUUCCAGCGGAUUACAAAUCAGAACCUGCCCAACACGUGCUAUGCUGAGCUUGACCGCUAUCUUCCUCGACUGAUGACCUUAUUCAGACGGAAGGCAUCAAAAACUGGGAAGACAGCAGAUGCUCUGGCUGAAAUUUUAAAAAUCCAUGAUGAACAGGAAAUCCAUGACAUACACACCAAGCGCACUACUGUUCUCCACGUCCUUCCUGUGUAUCUGCGUGAGGACGUCUCUGGAUGUUUAAGAACCUGCACAGAUGAGUCUGAUGAGCCAGAGCUUGAUGGUGUUGCAGUGGGCCUCAUUACUUUCAUCGGUGACCAUGACGCAAGUCCAGUUCACUACCACCCUGUGAGAAUCACUGUCGUCAUUGAAAGUGAUGCCGUGGUCAGCCUUCCCAGACUUGGCGAUGCCUUCCUGGUAAUCUGUGGAGUGAUCUAUGCACUACACCUCAGCUAUCCCAAAGCACUGACCAACACUUUUGAAUUCACUCUAAAGAUUUAACUUGGUCUAGAAAGUGGUAAACUAUCCCCGAGGUUGCAGACCCUCAAGAAUGAAUUAAUGAUGUAGAAACUCAUCUGAAAAAAAGGCUGCAGGGUAAAGCAUUAUAAAAGGCUAGUUCAAAGUUAUCUCCUUUUGUCUAAAUAAUGCCUCAAAAAGUUAC
Perca fluviatilis (European perch) is the source of this 1126-nucleotide messenger RNA. RefSeq lists its product as uncharacterized. Bases 352 to 966 code for a protein of 204 amino acids. The transcript has 6 exons. NCBI's taxonomy places the organism in Eukaryota, Metazoa, Chordata, Actinopteri, Perciformes, Percidae. The record is from RefSeq and is a predicted model, not a curated record.